AUGUCGAGGGCAGUGCAGCGCCCUGGGGGAGCAGCGCCAAAGCGCACUGAGAUAACAGAUGACGGUGGUGAGUUUCAUUCCUACUUCGACUCCCCCGAGCUUCGAAAUGUACACAAAACUGACAAGACCUCAGACAUUUGUCCUGUCUGCAAAUCCUCACGGUACCUUAAUCCUCAGAUGAAGUUUUUGGUAAACCCAGAAUGCUAUCACAAGAUGUGCGAGUCCUGCGUGGACCGUAUCUUUUCCUCUGGACCCGCCCCGUGUCCUAUAGCAGGGUGCAGACGGACACUGCGCAAGGCGAAGUUUCGAGCUCAGACGUUUGAAGACGUUUUUGUUGAAAGAGAAGUUGAUAUAAGACGAAGGGUCGCCAAAGUAUUCAACCGCUGCGAAGAAGACUUUGAAACCCUGCUCGAUUAUAACGACUACCUAAAUGAUGUUGAAGAUAUCACUUACAACCUGAUCAAUGGGAUAGAUGUGGAGGCAUCUGAGAAAAAGUUACAGGGCUAUGCGGAGGCGAACAGGCAGCUUAUCGAUGAUAACGAAAACAGGGCUAGAAAGGCGGCAACAACAUAUGCAGCCCGCCAAGCUCAGGUGAAGGAGCAAUCACGCCUCAGACGAGAGGCGAAUAUGCGCGAAGAAGAGCGUGAACGGCAGGAAAGGCUGGAGGGUCAACGAAAUAUCAUCAACCAGCUGGCGUCGCGCGAUGGUGAUGCUGAGCAGAUUGUACGGGAAGGCCAAAUUGGCCUCAAGAGACGGCACAAAACGGCCAUCCCAGAUCGUCGAAAACCGUCCGCCUCGGCCACGAAAGCGGAAGAUGGAAAACUACUCUACAGGGGCCUCAAGAAGAAGACAGAAGUCGAACCAGAAAGGCCAUUUUCGCCCUACGCUGGACUUAGGAUUGCGAAUGAAUAUUCCGUGGUUCAAGACCAUUAUGACGCCCCGUGGCUCAGUUUCGCUUGGCAAGACGAACGAUACCUGGCUGGCGGCUUCAAGAUUGGAGACUUUUACAGCAGAGUGUUCAGCGAAGCGUUUGCUGGGCUGAGUGUAUUCGUCGAUGAGGAAGUCGCUGGUCGUAAUCUCACCGGGUCGUUUUCAGCUACAGAAGGUGCAGUAGCGGCAGCUGAUCAGGAUGUGAACAUGAGUGAUGAUAUAUUUUGA
Molecule: messenger RNA, 1158 nt
Organism: Pseudovirgaria hyperparasitica
Lineage: Eukaryota; Fungi; Ascomycota; Dothideomycetes; Acrospermales; Acrospermaceae
Product: CDK-activating kinase assembly factor
Exons: 2
Coding region: 1-1158 (385 amino acids)
Biological process (GO): nucleotide-excision repair; regulation of transcription by RNA polymerase II; positive regulation of cyclin-dependent protein serine/threonine kinase activity
Cellular component (GO): transcription factor TFIIH holo complex
Molecular function (GO): cyclin-dependent protein serine/threonine kinase activator activity
Source: RefSeq, a predicted model, not a curated record